Messenger RNA from Corvus hawaiiensis (hawaiian crow), 1006 nucleotides. Its product is annotated as CD59 glycoprotein-like. Bases 239 to 616 code for a protein of 125 amino acids. The transcript has 3 exons. NCBI's taxonomy places the organism in Eukaryota, Metazoa, Chordata, Aves, Passeriformes, Corvidae. The record is from RefSeq and is a predicted model, not a curated record.
UGAAAGGUGAAUACAUUGGCUCCUUCCUGCUCCUGGAAGAGUUUGCCUGCAGGGCUCGUGGAGAUGAGGUUCGUGUGAUUAGAGGUGCAACCGGAAUAAGCUCGAUAAGUAGCACUCUGCACACCUCUUUAUCCUGUAAGUUAUCCUCUGCAGAGGAUUAGGGAUGUAAGAGAAGCAUUAAGGCUUUAAUAGCAAACAAACUGCUUUCUUUGGCUAAUGGUGCAUCUCUUGGAUCUCCAUGAUGUGGACAGUCUUCAGCCUGGUUCUUGUCAGCUCCCUUUUUGUCCUCAAAAGUGAAGCACUGCAGUGUUACACCUGUGUAGGUUCUAGUGAUGACGACUGCAACAGACAAGGAAGUCAGCAGUGUCCAGGCCAUGCAGAUGCCUGUGCAGUCAUUAGAGGACAAGCAAGUGGCAUCAUGAAGUCCUGCUCGUUCAGGUCCUUCUGCGAGCGGGCGAGGAGGGACGGCUCGAGGGCGCCCGGCGUGAGCGUCCACUGCUGCUACUCCAACAACUGCAACGCCAGGAGUCAGGCUCCCAGAGUCACCAGCUCCAGCAGCUAUUUCUCCCUCCUCGUCUUCACACUGCUCUGGCACCCCUUGUUGAAGCUGACAUGAGGGGAGAAAGAAAAAAAAAGAGUAUGCUGAAGCAACAAUUCUGCCUUCUUAGCAAGGGAUGAUAAUAUUUCCUAAUCACAUUGCUCCAUAUAUCUCACUAGGCAAAAAGCUGUAGGAAGGCCUGGCAGAUGUUUAGAUAAAAGUUGUUUCAUCUGCUAAAUAGGCCUUGAUCUCUGUGUAAGAAAUGCUGCCCUGUUGUUUAUCCUGAGGGGUUGAUUGUGCAAAUACGUAACAUUUUCCUGCAAUUUAGAUAAGGAGAAAUCUUUGCUGCAGGUAGCCUGGUAGUAAGGUAAAAGGCAAGUGUCUGCCAAAUGCUGUUUACUGUUGGCAGACAUUCAAAAGCAAGCUAAAAUUUUCAAGCACAAAGUGACUGAAAAUUCUAGCAAGCAA